AUGCCCUCCGGGCCAGCCAUGCUGCUGGGUAGCUUUCUUCUCAUGGUGGCCACCACAACUGUGGCCCAGCCAAGGGGCCAGAAGGUGAGCAGGUCCCGCUGGAUACAUAGAAUCCAGCAAGGCCAGUGCAGUUAUACCUUCGUGCUGCCUGAGCCCUGCCUACCAGAGCCUGAGCCCUUCGGGAGUUCCAACAGCCUCCCAGGGGACUCGCCGGCUGACCCACCGCCCCUGGGGGACUGGCGGAGCCAACGGGUACGGCAACUGGAGAAGGUGCUGGAGAACAACACGCUUUGGCUGCAGAAGCUUGAGAGGUACAUCCAGAUGAACUUGAAGCCGGAGCUAACACAGGCUCAGCAACACAUGGUCCAGAACCAAACUGCCACCGUGCUUGAGCUGGGCUCCAACCUUUUGAACCAGACCACCACCCAGGCCCACAAGCUGACCAAUGUGGAGGCUCAGGUCCUGAACCAGACGUCUCGCAUGAAGGCCCAGCUGCUGGAGGCCUCACUGUCCACAAACAAGCUGGAGAAGCAAUUGCUGUUGCAGGGCAUUGAGCUCCACCAGCUGCAAACCCGAAACAGCGCGCUGGAGACACGGGUGUUGACCCUGGAGACUCAACAACAGGCCGAGCUGGACGACAUCCGCGAUGAGAAGGAGCGGCUACAGCACCUACUAGGCCGCCAGAGUGGCGCCCUCGCGGGCCUGGAGCGCAGCCUGCGCGCCGCCAGCAGCAACUCCAGCCUCCUGCAGCGCCAACAGCGCCAGCUGCUGGAGUCGGUGCAACGCCUGGUGCAGGUCGUUGCCCAGGGCCCCGCAUCUGCCAUAAAGGCAGCAGAGCAGAUGUUCCAGGACUGUGCAGAGAUCCAGCGCUCCGGGGCCAAUGCCAGUGGUACCUACACCAUCCAUGUAGCCAAUGUGACAAAGCCCAGGAAGGUAUUCUGUGACUUGGAAACCAGUGGAGGUGGGUGGACUCUCAUCCAACGCCGUGAGAAUGGCAGUGUAAAUUUCCAGCGGAACUGGAAGGACUACAAACAGGGCUUCGGCGACCCGGCUGGGGAGUACUGGCUGGGCAAUGAGUUGGUACACCAGCUCACCAGCCGGGCAACCUACUCUCUGCGUGUGGAGCUGCGAGACUGGGAAGGCAAUGAGGUCUACGCCCAGUACGAGCAUUUUCAGCUGGGCAGCGAGGGGCAGCUGUACAGGCUUUCCCUGAGUGGUUACAGUGGCUCAGCAGGACGCCAGAGCAGCCUGGUCCUGCAGGGCACCAACUUCAGCACCGCCGAUGCAGACAAUGACAACUGCCAUUGCAAGUGUGCCCAGAUGCUCUCCGGAGGGUGGUGGUUUGAUGCCUGUGGCCUCUCGAACCUCAAUGGAAACUACUACUCACUCCACCAACACAUGCGCAAGCUCAACGGUAUCCGCUGGCACUACUUCAAGGGUCCCAGUUACUCCCUGCGAGCCACGCGCAUGAUGAUUCGGCCUGUGGACCUCUAG
Chrysochloris asiatica (Cape golden mole) is the source of this 1494-nucleotide messenger RNA. RefSeq names its product angiopoietin 4 (gene ANGPT4). The record is from RefSeq and is a predicted model, not a curated record. The transcript has 9 exons. Gene Ontology annotation, molecular function: receptor tyrosine kinase binding. Lineage: Eukaryota; Metazoa; Chordata; Mammalia; Afrosoricida; Chrysochloridae. Gene Ontology annotation, biological process: signal transduction. The coding region runs from base 1 to 1494 and encodes 497 amino acids.